Puccinia graminis f. sp. tritici CRL 75-36-700-3 is the source of this 1612-nucleotide messenger RNA. RefSeq lists its product as uncharacterized. NCBI's taxonomy places the organism in Eukaryota, Fungi, Basidiomycota, Pucciniomycetes, Pucciniales, Pucciniaceae. The coding region runs from base 193 to 1482 and encodes 429 amino acids. The record is from RefSeq and is a predicted model, not a curated record. The transcript is spliced from 3 exons.
CUUACCUAAGCAGGCUGUCCGUUCAGCCUGGUCCAGUCCAACCCCACCACAGUCUCACAGCCAACCAAACUUCUACUUCUACAAUCUCUUGACCAAACCCUCACUCUCCUUUCCUUUCCCUUCUUCAUCUCAUUCCCUUCGAUCCAUCACAAAAAUUAUCAUCAACCUCCAAACAACAAACAACCUUCAAACAUGUCGCAACCUCACCACGAUCUAUCCCGGAGACAAAACCAAGCCCAACAACAGACAUUCGGAUGUCAAACUUAUCACUCCCCCACCCCGAACCAGGUCGUCGAGGCCUUCUCGACUGCCACCCUAGAAUGGGACCCACACUGCUUCGACUCGGCCAAGAAUAUUGACAUCUACCUCCAAUCACUCGAUGUAGCCCAGCCGAUCCAUGUGUGGAAGAACGUGGUAGCCUCCAGCGCCAAACUGUCGACCCAAUUCAUCCCCGAUUGGUGGAACAGCACCCAAUCCGUCUCCCUCCAGCUCGUCAUCACCCCCUCCGACCUGCCCCUAUGGGCCGGCCUCGGUCCAGGGCCGAUCUUCUUUGCUCACUUCAAUGGCUCCAUCCCCGCCGGCGCACCUACCUCGGCUCACGACGGCAAACAGCUCGGAGGCCCCAGCAUCGAGUACAUUACCGACCUCUUCCAUCGCUCCCACCACGCACUCAGUGGUGGCAAGCUUGGCGCAGCAAUCUUCUUACCCCUCUUGGCCGUCGCCAUCGCUAUCUCGAGCUAUAUCUUCAUCUCCCGACGCAGAAGUGGCCAGGCCAGCAAACGCUGGAGUGAGUACGUCGACAAGCGGAUGUCGGUCAUGGGCUCCCAGACCUGGGACAGCCCCAUGGCCGGAUCGGACCCCCUUCCCUCCGUCCGAGGGAUCCCCGGCAGUCGGGUGGCUUCCAUGUACCGCCACUCAGCCUCGCUUCCCCAACGAGACUCGAUGAUUCAUGCUCCCAAUGCCAGGCUGAGCACCUUCAGUCUCAACCGUCCCGUCUCAGUCAGACCUCCAACCCUUCCUGGUCACCAUUCUCGUAACACCUCCUUCGCCGGUAGUGCCGCCAGAGUCUCCUUCGUCGACCGUCAAUCCGGGAUCUCUUUCCCUCGUCCAGGCUCAGAGUUUCACCCCAACCCCAACGAGCCGCCAGUCGCUCCUUUCCGACCUGCCCAUCAAGCUACCUCGAGCAUGAGCAGGAGCGUCAGCAACUUGCGCUUCGAACUGGACGCCAAACCGACCACUGAUUCUCCAUCUUCUAGUAAAUCGAAGCCGCUCAAAGUAGACACGGAGGUGCUAUCGGACCGGGCCUCGAGUGCGGGCUCCUCGGAUAAGCAGUCGGCCUCGGGGAUGCGCCGCCUAGACGGAGCCUCGACACUCAGUCCGGACGAGGCCCUUCGCCAGUACACCCUGUUCCGUGGCCGCGACGAAGAGCGCGCUUCGACACCCAGCAACGCGGCCAGAGCCGACCGAGGCUCGCCCAAGUGAGACUAUUGUCUCCCCUUCGACGCCAUCACCCUCCCCCUUUUACGACUCCUGCGCUUUACAACCUUCUCUCUCUCUCUUCAUUCAAACUUAAAUGCCAAAUUAACGAUCACACGAAACAGUCAUCAACCGU